AUGAUUUUUGAGCUACUUCCCUAUUUCAUACACAAGUUAAAUAUACUGCUGCUUUUUAUUUUGCAUAAGGGUGAACUCGCAAAGGCAGUCUGUGAUGAUUUUAUGGGAAAUUUCGGCUUUGUUUUAAAGCGUUUACAAGAUUCUUUAAUUUAUUCCGUUUUUACUCAAAUGGUGCUUUUUUUUUGUUCAUGCCUUUUUUACUUCCAAGUAAUCAUAUUUUUUGCUAGUAUGCUCUUUCCUGGCACUUUACAUCUGAGUUUGCUGCAACGAUAUUUCAACUGUGUGUUGUCUAAAGCAUCACUAGAAUCUGAAAAAAGUUUGCCUAUAGUAUUGUCGUGUAGUGACUGUAGCUCUAUAUUACCAAAACAAAUAGUUUUGUGGCAAAAAUUAGAGUUUAGAUUGGAAGUAACAGCGAAAUAUCUUAUUCAAACAGUUCUUCAUGGUCAGAAAAACUGCUUUACUUGCAAUAGGCUAAAAAUACUGAUGCAUUUCCUUUCUUUCUUCUAUCUAACCUGUAUGUUUGUUCCAUUUAGGCAUACAAAAAUGACAUCAGGAUAUGCAUUCCUUGAUUUUUGGAACAAACCAACAUGCUUAUUGCCCAUCGAGGCAAGAACUCGCAAUAAUGGAUGUGUGGUUGAUUCUUCAUUCAAAGCAAAUCUAAAAAAGAAUGCAUUUCUUACAAAAUCAACAACUGAUAACAGGAAUAUAGUUGUAAACUCAGCUGAAGAGACCUAUAGAAAGUUCAAAGAGUACCUCAGUUACUUGCGAGGUGAGCUCUCCAACGAGAUGCAAUUCCUUAAUGAAAUUGAUGCUGAGGCCCUCCACUAUGGAAUGAAAGAUCUCACUCUGCUUGGGACUGAUGAUCCAGAAAAUGAUUCGCUUCCUCACUGUAUUACAAAUAUCGAUGUUGUGUUUGCACUGAGAAUGUCUGUCUUUAAAAUGCAAAAAUUAAUGCUUUCUUGGAUACUGUUUUUGCCUUUGACUUUCUACUCAAAUAAAGUACUUUUGGUCGCCCUCGAUAAACAGUUUGAAAAGAAAUGUAAUGCAUCCGGUAUAGGAAAACGUAAAAAUAAAUCAAAAGUGCAAUGGUAA
Molecule: messenger RNA, 1092 nt
Organism: Echinococcus granulosus
Lineage: Eukaryota; Metazoa; Platyhelminthes; Cestoda; Cyclophyllidea; Taeniidae
Exons: 10
Coding region: 1-1092 (363 amino acids)
Source: RefSeq, a predicted model, not a curated record